AUGAGCUACACCAUGGAGCCCCUAGGCAACCCCUCGUACCGCCGGGUGACCGAGACCCGGGCCGCCUACAGCCGCGCCAGCGCCUCCCCGUCCAGCGGCUUCCGCUCGCAGUCGUGGUCGCGGGGCUCGGGCAGCACCGUCUCCUCCUCCUACAAGCGCCCCAACCUGGGGGUGCCGCGGGCCGCCUACGGCCCCACGGUGCUGAGCUCCGCCGAGAGCCUGGACGUCAGCCAGACCUCGCUGCUGAACGGGGCGGCGGAGCUGAAGCUGAGCCGCUCCAACGAGAAGGAGCAGCUGCAGGGGCUGAACGACCGCUUCGCCGGCUACAUCGAGAAGGUGCACUACCUGGAGCAGCAGAACAAGGAGAUCGAGGCGGAGCUGGCGGCGCUGCGGCAGAAGCACGCCGGGCGGGCGCAGCUGAGCGACGCCUACGAGCAGGAGCUGCGGGAGCUGCGCGGGGCCCUGGAGCAGGUGAGCCACGAGAAGGCGCAGAUCCAGCUGGACUCGGAGCACAUCGAGGAGGACAUCCAGCGCCUGCGGGAGCGCUUCGAGGAUGAGGCGCGGCUGCGCGACGAGACGGAGGCCACCAUCCGCGCCCUGCGCAAGGAGAUGGAGGAGGCCUCGCUGAUGCGGGCGGAGCUGGACAAGAAGGUGCAGUCGCUGCAGGACGAGGUGGCCUUCCUGCGGGGCAACCACGAGGAGGAGGUGGCCGAGCUGCUGGCGCAGCUCCAGGCGUCCCACGCCACCGUGGAGAGGAAGGACUACCUGAAGACCGACCUCACCACGGCGCUGAAGGAGAUCCGCGCGCAGCUGGAGUGCCAGUCCGACCACAACAUGCACCAGGCCGAGGAGUGGUUCAAGUGCCGCUACGCCAAGCUGACGGAGGCGGCCGAGCAGAACAAGGAGGCCAUCCGCUCCGCCAAGGAGGAGAUCGCCGAGUACCGCCGGCAGCUGCAGUCCAAGAGCAUCGAGCUGGAGUCGGUGCGCGGCACCAAGGAGUCGCUGGAGCGGCAGCUCAGCGACAUCGAGGAGCGCCACAACAACGAUCUCACCACCUACCAGGACACGAUUCAUCAGCUGGAGAACGAGCUUAGAGGAACGAAGUGGGAAAUGGCACGUCACUUGAGGGAAUACCAGGACCUCCUCAACGUCAAGAUGGCCCUGGACAUCGAAAUUGCUGCAUACAGGAAGCUGCUGGAGGGCGAAGAGACAAGAUUCAGUGCCUUCUCUGGAAGCAUUACUGGACCCAUAUUCACACACAGACAACCAUCUGUCACAAUAGCAUCCACUAAAAUCCAGAAAACAAAAAUUGAACCACCAAAGCUGAAGGUCCAGCACAAGUUUGUAGAAGAAAUCAUUGAAGAGACAAAGGUAGAGGAUGAAAAGUCUGAAAUGGAAGAUGCCCUAGCAGCUAUCGCAGAAGAAAUGGCAGCCAAGGCCCAGCAAGAAGAACAGGAGGAAGAAAAAGCAGAAGAAGCAGCUGUAGAGGAAGAAAUUGUUUCUGAGAAGGCUGCUGCAGAACAAGCAGCUGCACCCGAGGAAGAAGAGAAGGAGGAAGAAGCAGAGGAGGAAGAAGCUGCAAAAUCUGACGCAGCGGAAGAAGGAGGUUCUGAAAAAGAAGAAAUAGAAGAGAAGGAAGAAGGGGAGGAGGCUGAGGAAGAGGGGGAAGAAGCUGAGGCCAAGGGCAAAGCUGAAGAGGUAGCAGCAAAGGUAGAGAAGGUGAAAACACCUCCCUCAAAGUCACCCCCCAAAUCCCCCCCUAAAUCCCCUGUAACGGAGCCGGCCAAGGCUGUCCAGAAAGAAACAGCUGCAGAAGCAGGAAAAGAACAGAAGGUGGAGAAAGGUGGUGAGAAACCAGCCAAGGAGGAAGAGAAAGCAGCCUCGCCAGAGAAGCCACCGACACCAAAGGUGACCUCUCCAGACAAGGCAGCAAGCCCGGAGAAGCCUGCAACCCCAGAGAAAGCAGUGACCCCGGAGAAGCCGGCGACCCCAGAGAAGCCGGUGACCCCGGAGAAGCCCCGCUCUCCGGAAAAGCCAGCGACCCCGGAAAAGCCCCGCUCUCCAGAAAAGCCAGCCACUCCGGAGAAGCCCCGGUCUCCGGAGAAGCCGGCCUCCCCCGUCAAAGACGAGAAGGCUGUGGUGGAGGAGACCAUCACUGUCACAAAGGUAACAAAAAUUAGUGCAGAGGUAGAGAAGGAGUCCAGGAAAGAAGACAUUGCAGUGAAUGGUGAGGUGGAGGAGAAAAAGGAAGAGAAGGAGUCCAAGGAGAAGGAGGCUGAGGAGGAAGACAAGGGAGUUGUCACCAAUGGCCUAGAUGUGAGCCCAAUUGAUGAUAAGGGUGAGAAAAUUGUAGUAACCAAAAAAGCAGAGAAAAUCACUGGUGAAGGUGGGGACAGUACAACCACGUAUAUCACAAAGUCGGUGACAGUCACUCAGAAGGUAGAGGAACAUGAAGAAAGCUUUGAGGAGAAAUUAGUGUCCACCAAGAAAGUGGAGAAAGUUACUUCACAUGCCGUAGUAAAAGAGAUUAAAGAGACCGAAUAA
Gavia stellata (red-throated loon) is the source of this 2544-nucleotide messenger RNA. It is a transcript of the gene NEFM, whose product is annotated as neurofilament medium chain. Gene Ontology annotation, cellular component: intermediate filament; postsynaptic intermediate filament cytoskeleton; cytoplasm. The transcript is spliced from 3 exons. Gene Ontology annotation, biological process: neurofilament bundle assembly. Gene Ontology annotation, molecular function: structural constituent of cytoskeleton. NCBI's taxonomy places the organism in Eukaryota, Metazoa, Chordata, Aves, Gaviiformes, Gaviidae. Bases 1 to 2544 code for a protein of 847 amino acids. The record is from RefSeq and is a predicted model, not a curated record.